This is a messenger RNA of Neopelma chrysocephalum (saffron-crested tyrant-manakin), 690 nucleotides long. Its product is annotated as olfactory receptor 4S2-like. Gene Ontology annotation, molecular function: G protein-coupled receptor activity; olfactory receptor activity. NCBI's taxonomy places the organism in Eukaryota, Metazoa, Chordata, Aves, Passeriformes, Pipridae. Gene Ontology annotation, cellular component: membrane. The transcript has a single exon. The record is from RefSeq and is a predicted model, not a curated record. The annotation marks the transcript as partial. Gene Ontology annotation, biological process: G protein-coupled receptor signaling pathway.
UUUUUCCACAUUCCCAGGCUCUGCAUCGAAUAUCCCCCAAGGCAUUAACAUGGAGAACGCCAGCAGCGUGAAGGAAUUCAUCCUCCUGGGCCUCUCGGAGAACCAAGGGCUGCAGAAAAUCUAUUCGGUGCUCUUUCUGGCUUUCUAUCUGAUCACUGUGGCAGGAAAUCUGCUCAUAGUGCUCACUGUCAGCAGCAGCCAGGGCCUCAACUCCCCCAUGUACUUCUUCCUCUGCUCCCUGUCCUUUGUAGACAUCUGCUACUCCUCCACCACGGCUCCCAAACUCAUCGCCGGCCUGCUGGGGGGGAGUAAAAGCAUCUCCUUCGUGGCCUGCAUGGCCCAGCUCUUUGGCUUUCACUUCUUUGGCUGCGCUGAGAUCUUCCUCCUCACGGCCAUGGCCUACGACCGCUACGUUGCCAUCUGCAGGCCCCUCCACUACGCCGCCCUCAUGAGCGACCGCGCCUGCGGCCUCAUGGUGCUGGGCUCGUGGCUCGGGGCCUUCUUCCACUCCACCCUGCAGCUCCUUCUCACUAUUCACCUCCCGUUCUGCGGCCCAAACAAAAUCAAUCACUACAUCUGUGAUGUCCACCCCCUGCUCCACCUGGCCUGUGCCGACACCCGUGCCGUGGGCGCUGCCGAGGUGGUAAACGGUGGUUUGAUAACUCUGAGUGCUUUUGCCAUCCUGGUCUC